Tachysurus vachellii is the source of this 4411-nucleotide messenger RNA. It is a transcript of the gene adgb, whose product is annotated as androglobin. Gene Ontology annotation, molecular function: protein binding; calcium-dependent cysteine-type endopeptidase activity. Bases 140 to 4102 code for a protein of 1320 amino acids. Gene Ontology annotation, biological process: proteolysis. The record is from RefSeq and is a predicted model, not a curated record. NCBI's taxonomy places the organism in Eukaryota, Metazoa, Chordata, Actinopteri, Siluriformes, Bagridae. The transcript is spliced from 33 exons.
CUGAUUCUGAUUUCCGCCUCGUGCAGCCGUCUCGUGCAGCUAAGGUCCGUCGCUUAGCAACGGAACAAAACAUUCACGUCUUUGACGUCGUGCGUUAAAACGUCGUCGUUUCACAAAGCUUUACAAAAGCAUCACUGCAAUGUCGAAGCCGUCUCUGAAGAAAAAAGACUCCAGUCGUGACCUUUCACCUACUAAGGAGGCAUCUACACCGGCUUCUGGUGUUUCUGGGAGCUUCUCAGGGGAACAUUUGAGGAGCUGUGUCCCCAUCUGGCCCGAAUGGAACGAGACCGAAGUCAGUGCUGAGAAAUGGGACGCUGGCAAAGGGGCAAAAGACACCAAAGCUAGGAAGAGCCCUCUCACUCAAUUCUUCGAGGACCCAGAAGGAAGGGUUAAGAUCCCAGAGUCUCUGAACGUUCACACCUGGAAACGGCCCUCGGAGCACAUUGUUAACAAGGCUCCAGUUGUUAUAGAAAACGAAUCAACGUUCGAUCUCACUUCCGCUAACGAGCAUUUGCUGUCCAGUGAACUCAUGUGCCGGAUCAUCAGUGAGAUCUACAUUGUGUGGCGAGCGUGUGACAGACAGGCAGGUGACGACGACUCUCUCUGUGAGGAAACCUGGAGACCCUGGGAUCACAUCUACUCCCUGUGUAAAGCAACCAAGGAUCAUGUGGCUCUUUACAACGUCUACGGGAAAUACGUGGUCCGGCUCUAUUGGAUGGGUUGCUGGAGGAAGAUCACGAUCGACGAUUCUCUGCCAUUCGAUGAACAAAACAAUCUGCUGCUUCCUGCUACCACCACCCCGUCAGAGCUCUGGCCCAUGCUGCUAGCUAAAGCGAUACUGAAGCUAGCCAGUACAGAAGUUGUGCGAAAUCCCAGCAGAGAGCUGGAAGAGUUCAGCAUCGUGCACUGUCUGACUGGCUGGAUCCCGGAGUUUCUCCCUCUUAGUCCCAGGUUGAAACAUGUAGAAGAAACGUGGAACUACCUGAAAAAAGCCCUUCCCAUGUAUGAGAUGAUGGAGGAAAGGUCAGAGCUAACUCCAUCAGUCUGCAUCACUCCCACCAAGGACUCAGCGAGUGAGGAACUCUCCACAAAUAACGGAAAACAAAAAGGCAGUGGACCUCCUCCUGCUCCUCAGAUAGUCGUUUGUGCCAGUUUCCAGCCAUUGAACCUGCAGGAGAAGAAGACCUCCAUGCUGGGCCAGAUGGCAGAUGCAUCACAGACACUGCGACAGUACGGGCUCUGUCAGCUCACCAGGCACUCUGUGCUGCUGACGCGUACCAGGGACUGCCCCCUGGUGGCUGAUUUGAAGCCACCCCCUGCGCCUCACUCCAAAUUCAUCCGGACCGUUAAAGAAACAGCUAUUACAGAUGAACCUAGAAAGGACCAAGUCAAGAGGCCUGACUGGUACAUAGGCGUGGCCAGUCCUUUCAUGGACAUCAAGCUUGGCCCUAAAAUUGAUUCGGCUUCAUUCACGGUGUCAGAAGAGAUCAAGGGUCACAACUCCACUCGCCACCAUGACAACCGCAACUUGCCGGAUGCUACGGAUACCAAGGUAACAGCAGAGGACGAGAGGAAGGAUGAAAGUGUCGCUAACGAUCCUGAUUCGGGUCCCAAAAAGGAAACCACAACGGAGAAGGCCAAGUUUCAAGAAACAUGGAUCCAUGUGCAUGACUUCCCCAAGUGCUUCCAGACGUUGCUGGUUUUUCACAAGGAAAGCAGUUUCCCAUUCCAGUUUCAGAAGUCAGAAUUUAAGGCACAAGCUGAGAAGGACCACUACUUCCUGUCUGUAGAUAGCCUCCUGCCUACAGAGAUUCUUAUCUGUUUCUCAACACUGAUGCGUUGGGGAGAUAGCAUUCACGAGGAAAAGGACAUUCUCCCCAGACCUGGUCACCUGGGUGUUGAACCUUAUUCCUGGAAGAGCGUCCAGUUUCAGUUUCCCCUUCUGAUCAUCAACACCUCGUCCUGCAAAGCAGCUGUUCUUUCCCUUCCACCAGGGCGUCAUGUUCUCCGCUUUAACGUGUGGGUGCAGUUCGGUUUCCACGUGCAGCUCUACAGCAAGACAGAGUUCGUAUUCGGAGAAGAAGAGGCAGUGAUGCCACACCUAGAAAAGGAGAGUCUGAGGUUCUGUGAGCAGGCUCUGUCAAUCCUCAGAGCUCUUGGUGAAAUGGUCCGAUCCUUCACUAACGCAGAGGAACUCCCAUCAGCCACCAGGGCGCUGGAGGAGGCUCUGUGCCUGCCGUCCCUCAGCAAGCUAGCAGUCAGAGAGCACUGGAAGGACUUCAGUCAUGCGGUGUACCACAUGUUUUGCCAUGUACUGGAAAGAAAGCUGACGUCUGAGGAGCAGUUUGCAUUGCGGAGCCUGACAAGAGAGGCCACACCUCACUCCGGCGACACAAAGGACACCGAUGGUGUUCCAGAGGGCUGGAAUGGUAGGCAGGCCACAGAACAAGAAAAACAUGCAGCAACAGUUUUGCAGGCUGGCUGGAAGGGCUAUCUGGUGAGAGAACUUCUCAAUGCUGCAAGACCAGGUUCUGAGGAGAAUCAGAAAGUUGCCAAGACUCUGUUAGAGAUGUGGGAUUCUGUGGAAUCGGACAUGGAGCGGCAUGCUGUGUUUUUACUGAGGUUCAUGAUCAUGGACAACGAGCACCUAUUGGACUCGUAUCCGUGUGGUGGGGAUGAGUGGACGAAAAUUACCUUCACUGAAUACUCUGUCCCUGUCCAAGAGACCACCAGUCCCUGGGUCCUGCUAUUUAGGGAGGUGUUCCAUGUUCCAAAAGCCAUAUUACUUGUGCCUAAGAUCUACUCAUCGUUUCCAUGUCACCUUCAUGUCGUCAACAACAACACUGGGGAGGAAGUACCGACAUUCUUCAACGGUGUAAUGCCGUUUACGUACACUUCAAAUAAGGCUGGCUACACAUGUGUGGCGUACACUAAAGGAACGACUGUAGCAGGAGGAACGUGUCGCCUGCGUCUGAUCAGUUCCCGAGAGCAACUUGCCCAGAUGGAAAGACAAGAACUGGUCAGCAACUUCAUAGUGAAAGAGUUCAAAGAUUACUACUUACCUAGCAAGAAGAACGUCAUCUGCAGGCAUGCGCUGAACGUCUUGAGCGACGUACACAUCACGGUGCAGUUCCAGGCUUCAAAGGAAGAUGUCUGUGUUAAACUCAGCAUCCUGGACCAUGAGAAAGAGGUGGCCAGCAAGACAGGCCAAGGACACGUUGUUAUCCCUGUGUAUUGCUUUUCAGCUAGUGGAGGUUCCUCAGGCAGUGCCGUAGAGAAGGCGGGGGAGAGUCAGUCUCAGGACAGCCCUGGAGGGGAUCACAAUGAAGGCAGAGGAGCCUCUGAGUGCCAGCCUGCCCAAACACAUCAUAAAUACAUUCUUCAAGCAGAGGUGCUUUACAACAGCUGGCCUUUGGAUGACUCACUGUCAGGCUUCAUCCAAACUCUAAGAGAUAAGGAGAGCAACGAGCUGCGAGUGUUCAGACACCUGAUCGAGGAAACACCUGUGAACGUGGAGCAAUCCCUUAGCACAUCCCAGAAAACGUCCGCAUCCAAAGCUGCCAAGACCAAAGACAAGGACAAAGACAAAGCCAUACCCAAGGCAGAAGUCAAGAUGGAAAAGAGUCUGGAUGAGAGUAAGCCACACUGGAUACUUCGUGUGGUCUGUGAGAAGACAGACGAAGAACAGGUCGAGGUAAAAAAGGACACUGAGAGACUUGAGCAAAUUAAGGCAAUGAAACUGGCCUGGGAAUCUGCAGAGCCUGGCAGGGCAGCUAAGGCUUUUGAAACUCGUCAGCAGUACCUGAAAAAUCUCAGCACACUCGGAGACCACACGUUGGACCUCACACCUUUCAUCAGGAGGACCAGCAAGCCUGAGCGUCUGAAGGAUGCAGUGAUGGAGGAGGAACAGCAGAGGGAGCAAUUGGAGAAGAUCCAGAGCUUUCGCCUGUACCGAGAGACGGUGCUGGAACGCAGGCGGCAGGAACAGGAGCAGACCAAGCAGCUGAUAACAGAGCAACAUGAACUGUUUAAAAAAAUUCAGGAGGAGAAAGCUGAGCUACUCCGGAGGUUUGACCAAAAUCGUGAGGUUAGUCGAACCUGAAACCUGGAGGAGCACAAGAGAGGAGAGCGGUGUAGGGAAAGAGAAGACAAGUCUCCAAAGAGAGAAGAAGUUUCUGUUUACUGAACCUAUGAAGCAGAUAUCAAACACCCGAUAAAUAAGAACCAAACAAAACAAACAUCAUGCAGAACGUCCUCACAUCCGUUUCCGUCUCUAGAUCCAUACGGAGACGUGAGCGCUUCCACUGAGGUGUUCUUCUCUAGUGUGAGGAAGCUGUUCAUUUGUACGGGAUUCGAAUAUAUGAGUUUUAUUUUUAACAGCGUGCGAUGAGACAAUGAGUCACCCUGCACU